AUGUAUGGAGUCUUCGAGGAACGCAUGUCUGCCAUGGAUCAGGACUUUCAUUGGUCCGUGGUGUGUGCCGUCAUUAACAAGCUGUGGAACACUAGUAAAACCGGAGGCAAAGCCAGGGCGAAGGCCAAGACCCGCUCAUCCCGUGCCGGACUCCAGUUCCCCGUCGGCCGUGUGCACAGACUCCUCCGUAAGGGAAACUAUGCUCGACGCGUUGGUGCCGGAGCGCCCGUCUACAUGGCGGCGGUUCUCGAGUAUUUGACCGCUGAAAUCCUGGAGUUGGCUGGAAACGCGGCCCGCGACAACAAGAAGUCCCGCAUCAUCCCCCGCCAUCUGCAGCUGGCCGUCCGCAACGACGAGGAGCUCAACAAACUCCUAGGCGGAGUGACCAUCGCUCAGGGCGGUGUGCUGCCCAACAUCCAGGCCGUCCUUCUGCCCAAGAAGACCGAGAAGCCCGCCAAGAAGUAGAAUCAGAACCAGACUACUAUU
This is a messenger RNA of Gadus morhua (Atlantic cod), 486 nucleotides long. RefSeq names its product histone H2A-like. Gene Ontology annotation, molecular function: protein heterodimerization activity; DNA binding; structural constituent of chromatin. Gene Ontology annotation, cellular component: nucleosome. The transcript has 2 exons. The record is from RefSeq and is a predicted model, not a curated record. The coding region runs from base 1 to 465 and encodes 154 amino acids. NCBI's taxonomy places the organism in Eukaryota, Metazoa, Chordata, Actinopteri, Gadiformes, Gadidae.